Messenger RNA from Racocetra persica, 610 nucleotides. The record is from the annotation of a GenBank genome assembly. NCBI's taxonomy places the organism in Eukaryota, Fungi, Glomeromycota, Glomeromycetes, Diversisporales, Gigasporaceae.
ACAAAGUGUUUGCUAAUUUCCUCAACGAUUUAGAAAAAGGUUUAACCCCUAAUCCCGAUAUUUUAUGUAACAGCACAAUUAAAUUUCAUUGUUUUGUGGAAUAUGUGAAAAAAAUUUUUGCGGCCGAUUUCAUUGCCACCGGUCAUUAUGCAAAAAUUAUUCAAGAAAACGGAGAACAUUAUUUAAGUAAACCGCAAGACGAAAACAAAGACCAGACCUAUUUUCUAUGUCAAAUUGAUCGUAAUUUGUUAAGCAAAAUAAUUUUCCCUCUGUCCGACUUAACUAAAAAAGAACGAAAAUUUGCCAGUUUUUUGGCUAAUUAUUUUCCCAAAAAAGAGGGUAAAAUAAUUAAUGUUGACAACCGAGAGGUCAUGGACCAACAUUAUGGCGCUUCUUAUUUUACUAUCGGACAACGGCGUAAUUUGGGACUAUCGGGACAAAAAAAGCCUCAUUAUGUGGAAAAAUUGAAAAAAUGUCUCAAUAGUCAGAAAAUAACGGCUAAAUUCCGCUAUCGGCAACCGGAAAUUGCCGCCAAAAUCAUUCCGACAGUUGGUUUUCAGGAAUUAAAAGUAGAAUUUUCUGAAAAACAGAGAGCCAUUACCCCCGGCCA